ACGUUAAACCCAAUUUCACCUCAACUCACCUCAAUCUCUGUACACAACCGUACUGAUUAAUUUAAGAUAUUUACAUAACUUUCUUAUGACACAACAAAACCGACUGUAAUCUCAUGUCAAGGGACUUACAAAUCAGCUCACACCCACUUUGGUCGUUCAUGUCAGUGUCUAACUGUAAACAGCAGCUUUCUUUGAUCGGCCAUGUCAACACAUUUAUAGCCAUCGUGUCAAUACCUAAUCUAACUACCUCAUAUACCCGGGGUAGGUCAACAGAGUCUUUAUAGAGGGUAGGCAGGUGAAACGUAUCAGUUAGGUCACAGCUCUCACCCCUAACUCGGGUCAAACAACAGACGGAUUUAUCACUUGAAACAAGUACGCUGUUGUGUAUACGUCCGUUCUGUUUACGUCUGAACAUCGUGACGUCAGUGUUCAUAUGAAGCUCAUGUCCGUCUCGAUGACUUUCUUCUAACAUGGCCAUUAUCUUCCUCCUCUGACGUCUUGGGUGCCAUUGUACAAAGCAAUAUUAGGGCUAAGGUGAUCCUUACAUAAACCUACAGCUGUCGUAGCGCCAAUCUUUGCUGUGUACAACGGUCGUGAAGGUUUGUGUGUAAAUGUCCUCCAAGCGCCGGAUAGUCCUUCUCACAGUUCUGCUGCCUUAUUUUCUACAAGACUGUGACGCUAGUGAGAUAUGUAUGAAGCACAACCCGCCUUGGGGCGCCACCUACCUGCGAUGCGACCAUGGAUGUUGCGGUACCAUGAACGAUAGACACUGCUGUGUAGACAGUAAGACGCUGACAGUGGUGUUGAGUCUCCUCGGUGGCGGAGUGGGGAUCGCCAUUAUUGUUGCUAUUAUCUGGUCUGUCAAUAAAUCCAAAGAAAGGUCCAGAGUCGAACCCGAAAAUGUCCCCGUCAUGACUCAAACAGAUACAGUAUGAAUGGCGACCCUAUCGGUGCAUGAAGGUUACCUAGCAUUCGCGGUGACCUAGCGUACAAACAUUAAUUGAAGUGUUCGUGUACAUACAGAAUCCAGGGACGGAAGUGUUGCGUAAUUCAAUGGAAUGUUCCUUCCUUAAUGUUUGCCUGAAUCAAGAACUCAUUAUGUGCAGGAAAACAGGUUGACAGGUAUCGAAAAACACUUCAUUUCCUAAACACUAAUUUCCAGGAACUCCGACUCAUGCAUGAACACUAAUAUCCAGGCACUCACACGCACACACACAUGAAUGAACACUGAUAUUCAGGAAUACACACACACAUAACCAAACAUAGAUGUAUGAACACUGAUAUCUGGGAGCACACACGCAACCAAACUCACACGUAUGAACACACAAAUGUGCUAGAAUACUCAUAUACAGAUAUCCAGGAACACACAUAGAGAUGUAGGAAAACUGAUACACAGGAACACAUACAUGUAUAAACAUUGACAUUCAGGAACACACACGCAUGUAUGAACAUUGAUAUCUAGGGAAACACAGACAAGCAAACACACACGUAUGAACACUGAUAUCUAGUUCUAGAAUAUUGAAAUACUAAUAUCUAGGAACAAUCACAUGCAAGAACACCGACAUCCAGAAACACGCACAUGUACAAGGAUUCUGAUAUCCCGGAAACCACACACACAUGCAAGAACACCGAUAUCCAGAAACACGCACAUGUACAAGGAUGCUGAUAUCCCGGAAACCACACACACAUGCAAGAACACCGAUAUCCAGGAACACGCACAUGUAAAAGGAUACUGACAUCCCGGAAACGACACACACAUGCAAGAACACCGAUAUCCAGAAACACGCACAUGUACAAGGAUACUGAUAUCCCGGAAACCACACACACAUGCAAGAAUACCGAUAUCCAGAAACACGCACAUGUACAAGGAUACUGAUAUCCCGGAAACCACACACACACAUGCAAGAACACCGACAUCCAGAAACACGCACAUGUAAAAGGAUACUGACAUCCCGGAAACCACACACACAUGCAUGAACACCGAUAUCCAGAAACACGCACAUGUACAAGGAUACUGACAUCCCGGAAACCACACACACAUGCAAGAACACCGAUAUCCAGAAACACGCACAUGAACAAGGAUACUGAUAUCCCGGAAACCACACACACAUGCAUGACCACCGAUAUCCAGGAACACGCACAUGUACAAGGAUACUGACAUCCCGAAAACCACACACACAUGCAAGAACACCGAUAUCCAGAAACACGCACAUGUACAAGGAUACUGAUAUCCCGGAAACCACACACACAUGUACAAGGAUACUGAUAUCCCGGAAACCACACACACAUGCAAGAACACCGAUAUCCAGAAACACGCACAUGUACAAGGAUACUGAUAUCCCGGAAACCACACACACAUGCAAGAACACCGAUAUCCAGGAACACGCACAUGUACAAGGAUACUGACAUCCCGGAAACCACACACACAUGCAAGAACACCGAUAUCCAGAAACACGCACAUGUACAAGGAUACUGACAUCCCGGAAACCACACACACAUGCAUGAACACCGAUAUCCUGGAACACACACAUGUACAAGGAUGCUGAUAUUUAGAAACACACACACACACACAUGCAAGAACACCGACAUCAAGCAACACGCACACAUGUGCAAGGAUACUGAUUUCCGGAAACUACACAUGCAUGAACACUGAUAUCCAGGUAUACACACAGUGGCAAGAAUACUGAUAUACUAAUGUCCAGGAACACACACACACACACACACACACACAUGCGUAAACAUUAAUGUCCAGGAAGCCUUGACCUUGAACAUACAUCAUAUAAAAUUGGCGUCCGAAAACAUUUACAUUGAACUAAAACUUUGUAAAAAACAUUGAUAUCCAAAGUACACUGACAUCCGGCUACAUUGACAGCCAUGAACAUAGACAUCCAGGAAUAUGGAUAUCCAUGACGCAGAUCAUGACGUCCAGGACCGCUGUGAGUCAGGAUAGCAAAUCUCGAGGAACACUGAUUCGACAAUGGUGACUCUUCAGGAGAAUGCCUCCAUGUGUACAAUGACACAUCCUAUAUAUCUGCUGUAACGAAAUCCCUUUGUAAUCGAAUAGUGCAAGCAAUGUGAAAAACUGUUUUAAGCUACCUGCCUUUCAUCGUGUAUGUAAUGCUUUAGUUGUAACACACCUAUGCACAACACGACUUUGUACAGUGUAUAUCAUAUGGAAUAAUGUACAUGUGAAACAGCAUUGUAAAGCAUAUAAACUGUAUGAAUAUGUAUGACUAUGUGCAUUUGUGAUAAAGUGUCCAAUAUAACCCAAGUUUCGUCA
Messenger RNA from Haliotis rubra (blacklip abalone), 3280 nucleotides. RefSeq lists its product as uncharacterized. The transcript has 4 exons. The coding region runs from base 612 to 935 and encodes 107 amino acids. NCBI's taxonomy places the organism in Eukaryota, Metazoa, Mollusca, Gastropoda, Lepetellida, Haliotidae. The record is from RefSeq and is a predicted model, not a curated record.